Molecule: messenger RNA, 1883 nt
Organism: Pocillopora damicornis (cauliflower coral)
Lineage: Eukaryota; Metazoa; Cnidaria; Anthozoa; Scleractinia; Pocilloporidae
Source: RefSeq, a predicted model, not a curated record
AUAAAUGCAUGAUGGCAUCGUAACUGGUCUUUGCAUUGUUUCUCUCUCAUAUUUCAUGCUACAAUGUCGAUUUUCUAUCUUUUGCUGAGUAGACGACAUAAAAUUAUUUCAACGAUGGUUAAUCGAAAUUAUGCAAACUUCGACAGUGAUUUACGGAUAGCUUGAAAAUAAGCAGAGUGUGGAAAAAGUAAAGACACAUUCUUGACAGAUUUUUCCAUCAGAGAUCUGACAUGAACGCUGAGAGAACUUGUGUUAUCAUCGUCCUUUUCUCAAUGUGUCUAACCUUGGAGACACAAGCGCAAAAGAAUGGGUUCAGAGGAGGAUCGAAGUCAUACGAAAUUCACGUUGAGGCAAACACAAUGGGAACAAAUCUACAUUAUAAAUUGCCCGAGUCCAAGGUGAAGGCUGCUUCUAAAGAAGACUGGCAGGUGGAUAAUGAUAACGCUGAGAUGCUGGCCAUGAACAGCCCUGUUUUGGCUACAGUCAAUGUAAAACAUCCCAAGUUUAGUAUGAAAGGACAGUGGCCUGAGUAUAAGACAAGCUUCAAGCUGCCCAAAGAUGUAAGUGUGGCUUCGAAACGAGCGGACUUUUCGAAGCUUUUUAAAAGCAAAACGAAAGUACGAGAAACUGAUCCUGAUCAAAGUGACGAGGACUCUUCCAGGAAUGCAAAAGCCUCGAGAAAUCAUCGAGGUGAGAAACAACCUACGGGUUCUGGGAUAAGGUUAAAUAAUCUUGCAGGACAGUUGUUUUCUGGGAGAAAAGCAGGGAAGAAAAGGCCGCACAACAAAAGGCUGGACAUGUCACAAAUUACAAGGCUUCUCCUUCCAAUCGCAGGAAUGAAGAAUGUUAACCUUAGCAACCCUCGCGUUAGCAGUGCCAUGAAAGGGGUUAUCAAGCACGCCCGGAAAGUGGUAGAUGAGGCAAAAGCGGUGCUCAACGACGCCGCAAACUUUGUAACAAAGGUCCGAAAGCUUGUGAAAGUCACUAAAGAUCACUCAAAAAUACACAAGCAGCUCCACAGAGUUAUUGCCAUGGAAACGUCUUCUAAAAAGCAAAAUGAAGACAACCUUAACUCUGUGACUCCUAAUGUGGAGACCUCCUCUUUGUCAUCUAAGGAUCAAGGAACUGAAAGAGCGCGACUCAAAGUAGUGGAGGACGCCAACGGCAGACAAAAUGAGUUGAACCACAAAGAGUCAAGUAUGCAAAGAACUGUUGAUGGGCAAAAGCACAAUCAAAAAGAGAGAACACCAGGCAGACGAGAAAAUAAAGCAAGAAUUGGAACGAGUACCAAAGGUGUUGAGAAACGAUCAUCCUCAGAUUUUAUAAAAACAGCCGACCAAACAAAACUUGAAAGGAAAUCUCGCGUGCAUCGGAGAGGGCUGGCUGAGACACUGGAAAGCAUCUUGUCAACAAUUAACGACCUUCAAGGUCUUUCAGAACAUUAGUAAUGGCAGUUUUUCUUAUUUAAAGCCUAAAAUAUACGAAGGUGUUCUGUCUUCACUUUCCUCCGGAUAGCUAGUUGUGCUUCGACGGUGUGCACAUUGUGCUCCUCCAUUGUCCUCUCCCACCGCACACUUUCAAGGUUUGAAGCACUGCCAUCGUGUAAAUUUUCAGUAAUACCCUCCGCUAUGCUUGAAAAGGGCUCUUGAUUAAACUUACGAAAAUUAAGUUACACAAACUCUUCAUUAUAUUCUUUCUGUUCUGGUAAACAGAUACAAGAUCUGGAGGUAUCUAAAUAAAAUAUUUACAUUAGUUACUGUAAAGGAGACUGAAAACAAACAACAGCGUUUUUAGCAGGGAAUAACCUAAGACGCACUACCAUUUGGUAAAGACAUACACAAAUUGUAAGAUUUUUGAAGGUUGGUAAAUUUACAACAACACUU